Molecule: messenger RNA, 1664 nt
Organism: Prorocentrum cordatum
Lineage: Eukaryota; Dinophyceae; Prorocentrales; Prorocentraceae
Source: the annotation of a GenBank genome assembly
GGAGAGGGCGGGGCUCGUGCGCUCGUACCGGAGGAAGUCCGAUCACUCUUGCCCACCUCUGGCUGCAGGCGGCAGGCGCGGGGCCUGCGGUGGAGGUUGAUACGCCGCGCUUUCCCGACGGGCUACUCUCUUGACGAACGCGCCAAGAACCUUUAAAUAUGAAGCACAGACCCUACGCGGCAACAACAGUCGAACAUUCAGAACUAUGUCCAACUCCAGCUCGUUCAUGGUGUUCACGAGGCGCCCGUUGGCACCGCGUAUGUCUUCUCGAAAAUCUGGCAGAGUCGCAACAAAUCCGCCUGCUGCACGAGGAGAUGGAGGGUAGAGCGAGACGAAGGCCCGGAGGGGACCGAGAUGGGAGAAACGGAAGAGGAUGAGCUGAUUCACGCAGCAAAGAGCAAGUGAAGGACGCCCCAUCGCAGGCUCAGGCGGCCGCGAGAACAUGGCCACAUUCGCCUCGAGCUAGGACUUGUCGAUGCCAAACUCACGCAGGUCCUCUUUCGCAUGGUCGACGGUUCGUAACUCAUACCCCGCCUUCGGCGACCCCCUGACGAGCGACUUCAAACGGAACAGAAUCUCGCAUGUGGCCUUGAUAGCGUGCACGCUGAGUUCCGGACAUAAAUCGGCGACGGCGCGCUUGAGCUGCUUGGCGUGUUUCGAGCAUCGCUGGUGACUUGCCUGGUGACACAUAACACUCGUAUGGUGUGCCUUGUGCACGAGUAGCUGAGACCCUAUGUCAUCCCAGCGAACUGAUCUUGAAGCUGCCGAUGAUCUGGCUGAUAAUUCUCGAAGCGCACGCGGUGCUUCCACGAAAGCGAAGCACAAAUAUUCGCCCAUCCGGGGAUGAUGUUCCAUUCAACAACAGGUUUGACCACAGACUGUGACACCGCAUCCUGCUUCGCUUCAUUUCUUGAUUUGAUGGCCAAUAUCGAGGAGUCGAACAGGCCACCGAAGGAAGGCGAAAUUAUUUCACCAACACUUCUGGACUUUCAUUGUAUCCCCAAGAUGUCGUCCAAUCGUUUGACCUGCGACGCCAGCAAAGAGAUCUCGGUGUUCGUACUUUCGGUUCAUUUUCAACUGCUGACAAACGUGUCUCCACAAGUCUGGGUAAUGUUCCGCAUGACGCAUGAGCACUGUAGUCGCGCUGUCAAAGUGCUACAUGGAAUGCCAGAAUUGGUUGCAGCAGAUCUGUCUUGGUAUUGUCGACGUUCUGCCUGAUGGCGUUGUCGAUUCGGCCGUGGAAGUCGGAGCUGCGAGAUCUGCUCCCCGUGUCCUCUUAAGCCCUUCCUGUAUCACGCCAGCGUCCGCGACCGCCAUCGCCGCCAAGAGACAUCAAGAGAACCAACAGCACCAGUGCCACCUGCCGCCUCCUGCGUGGCAAACGCCUGGAGCGCCUCGACAUGCCGUAAAACUUACUGACUCAAUGUGUGCCAUACGCGUUCCGAUAUCUGCACGCAUAGCUCGUCAGUAACAGUGCAACAGACACAGACAGUUGUGCACUGUGAUGGGGAAAGGAAUCACACAACGCGUGGGCAUGCUCAUGUGCGGGAACGGGAGACGGACCGACGGAUGUGUCGGGCGCCGGGCGCCCCCCUGACGGUCAACGCACGGCGGCGGAAUCAGUUCGAAAUCCCGCGACGGGGACUUCGAGUCUUGAGCCAAAA